AUGAAGGUCAGCCUCGCCCUCCUCGGCCUCACGGCCCUCGCCCGUGCCCAAUUCGGCGGCGGCGGCGGCGGCCUCCAGCAAGUCUCCAACUUUGGCGACAACCCCAGCAACGCCAAGAUGUUCGUCUACGUGCCCACCACGCUCGCCGAGAAGCCCCCAUCAUCCGGCACCUGCUGGGACGUCUCGUCCCAGGCUACCCUCACCCGCGACGGCGGCGCCAACUCCAACUCCAUCGCCAACAUGGUGAAGCACGUCAUUUCCGAGUACGACGCCGACGCUGAAAAGGUCUUUGUCACCGGUACCUCGUCUGGUGCUAUGAUGACCAACGUCCUCGCCUCCACCUACCCAGACAUGUUCCAAGCCGCCAUCCACCUGCGCCAACGGCCAGGUCUCCGGCACCCCGAACGCUGGGCCCAGUGGGUCUUCGAGGCCUACCCGGACUACAACGGCACCCGCCCCCGCAUGCAAAUCUACCACGGCUCCGCCGACACCACCCUCGGCUCCGCCAACUACGCCGAGCAGAUCAAGCAGUGGUGCGGCGUCUUCGGCUGCGACCCCGACGCUCCCGACAACAAGGAGUCCAACGCCCCCAGCAGGGCUACACCCGCUCCACCUACGUCGAUGGCCAGCUCCAGGGCAUCUGGGCCCAGGGCGUCGGCCACAACUUCCCCAUCAGGGAGACGACGAUAUGAAGUGGUUCGGCUUGUAAGUGGCGCGAGCAACCGCACCGCCGAAUGA
This is a messenger RNA of Parascedosporium putredinis, 738 nucleotides long. The record is from the annotation of a GenBank genome assembly. Lineage: Eukaryota; Fungi; Ascomycota; Sordariomycetes; Microascales; Microascaceae.